Molecule: messenger RNA, 252 nt
Organism: Opisthorchis viverrini
Lineage: Eukaryota; Metazoa; Platyhelminthes; Trematoda; Opisthorchiida; Opisthorchiidae
Exons: 3
Coding region: 1-252 (83 amino acids)
Source: RefSeq, a predicted model, not a curated record
AUGGCCGAAAUAAAACAGCAAAACAAAACCAAUAACAGCAGUUUGGAUGGACGGGACAAACCGAUAAUCGCACCAGCUCAGGUGGAGGACUGUUCAGAAAAUGGUGAUGCGAAUAGAAAACCACACUGUGAUGUGGUGAACUGGUGGUGGUACGUCAGCUAUGACGAUGCGUACACUAACGCUUCAGUAUUAACAAUAACAAUGCGAAGAAAGGUGAAGACCCUAGGUGAGACAACGUGGAAGGAUCGAUAG